UGCAAACAGCACAAACUUACAUAGAUUGGCUUGUCUUAGAAUCGAAGUACUUUGGUUUUCUAAUCAUAGUAAACUUCUGUUUACACCCUUAAAUCUGUCGAAGAAGAAGACGGCGAAUUCUAAGUACUUUAUCUUAAGAUUCUUGUACGGUCAUCUCACCAACUGCUUUUUUUGGUUUAUUUUUUUGUAGGAUACCCAGUUCUGCUUAUGUUGAGAACCAUGUUUUGUUGGUAUUGAGAAAAUUGCACAAUGAGCACAAAUUGAUGGAUUCGUUUAAGUUAUCUUUCUGUUAAUAUAAGAAGAGAUGGAGGUUAAGUUAAGAUUGGAGGGAACGCAAUCCAAUCUUGAACAGAUGGGUUCAUUAGACGAUAGAUCAGUGAGUGACUUUGAGGAUGAGAGUCUUUUUACUCCGGAAGCGGAAUCUCAAAAGGCACAACCUGUUCUUGAAUGUGAACAUGAGCCUAUUUCUUUGGCUUCAACAUCUCGUGGAAAUAAAAAUUUGCGGAAUGGCGUGUAUAAGAGCAUAAAGACUGUUGUUUUCUCGAAUAAACUCAAUUUGCUUAUGCCUUUUGGGCCUUUGGCGAUCAUGGUUCAUAACCUUACUGGUCAUAAAGGAUGGGUCUUCUUUCUAAGCUUGCUGGGUAUAACUCCUUUGGCAGAGCGUUUAGGUUAUGCUACAGAGCAACUGGCCUUUUACACUGGUGCUACAGUUGGGGGCCUUUUGAAUGCUACAUUUGGAAAUGCAACGGAACUGAUUAUAUCAAUUUAUGCUCUGAAAAGCGGUAUGAUACGUGUCGUUCAGCUCUCAUUAUUAGGCUCAAUUUUGUCAAAUAUGUUGCUGGUGCUUGGAUGUGCAUUCUUUUGUGGCGGUCUUGUUAUUCGGAAUAAGGAACAGCGGUUUGAUAAGGCAUCUGCUGUUGUGAAUUCGGGACUGUUAUUGAUGGCAGUCAUGGGCCUGCUCUUUCCAGCUGUUCUUCACUACACACAUACUGAGGUGCAUUUUGGAAGGUCAGAGCUGGCUCUUUCAAGGUUUAGCAGUUGUGUUAUGCUAGUGGCAUAUGUUGCCUAUCUUGUUUUCCAAUUAAAAGGUCAACGAGAGCCAUAUCUCCCUCUCACUGAGGAAGAGAAUCAGGCCACGGAUGCUGCUGAUCAUGAUGAUGGCGGUGAUGAAGAGCCAGAGAUCUCAAAAUGGGAAUCAAUUAUUUGGCUUUUAAUUAUGACAGCUUGGAUAUCUUUCUUAUCAGAGUAUCUAGUCGAUGCUAUACAGGGAGCGUCGGUUGCAUGGAGCAUUCCAAUUUCAUUUAUUAGUGUUAUAUUACUUCCAAUUGUAGGGAAUGCUGCAGAGCAUGCAAGUGCUAUCAUGUUUGCCAUGAAGGACAAACUUGACAUAUCUUUGGGAGUGGCAAUAGGAUCAUCAACACAAAUAUCCAUGUUUGGGAUUCCGUUUUGCGUGGUUAUUGGAUGGAUAAUGGGUCGCACUAUGGACUUGAACUUUCAACUUUUUGAGACAGCAACUCUUUUCAUAACUGUCAUAGUCGUUGCCUUCUUUCUGCAGGAAGGAACAUCUAAUUACUUUAAAGGACUUAUGCUCAUUCUUUGUUAUCUGAUAGUCGCUGCAAGUUUCUUUGUACAUGAAGAUUCUUCUUCCGAAGAUGAUAAGAAAUUAAAAACGUAGUCAACGAAGCAAUCUGUUGUAAG
Messenger RNA from Pistacia vera, 1698 nucleotides. Its product is annotated as vacuolar cation/proton exchanger 5-like. Gene Ontology annotation, molecular function: calcium:proton antiporter activity. The coding region runs from base 305 to 1675 and encodes 456 amino acids. Gene Ontology annotation, biological process: intracellular calcium ion homeostasis; calcium ion transmembrane transport. Lineage: Eukaryota; Viridiplantae; Streptophyta; Magnoliopsida; Sapindales; Anacardiaceae. Gene Ontology annotation, cellular component: plant-type vacuole membrane. The record is from RefSeq and is a predicted model, not a curated record. The transcript is spliced from 13 exons.